GGUCAGCGCGAGGCGGAGUCUGCGGCGAGAGACCCAGCAGCGGCACACACUUAAAUUACGUGCCCGGCGCCAGCAGCAGCAGCAGCUCCGGCACGGAGGCACCGCAGCGCACCCGCCCCAGACACCUCUGCUGCUGCUCGCCAUGGGAUCCGCCGCCGAGCACCCGGGCAGGGCCCCGGGCCUCGUGUCCAGCCUGCUGAACGACACCCUCGAGUUCUACCGCUGGAGCUGGAGCAUCCGAGACAAACGUGUUGAUGACUGGUUCUUGAUGCAAUCUCCACUUCCAACACUGACUAUAAGCACUCUUUACCUCCUCACUGUCUGGCUGGGUCCCAAGUGGAUGAGGAGAAGAGAACCCUUCCAGUUGCGCUUCUUGCUGGUUAGCUACAACUUUGGAAUGGUUCUACUUAACUUCUAUAUUUUCAAAGAGCUAUUUUUGGCAUCCAGAGCUCGAGGAUACAGCUAUAUCUGCCAGACUGUGGAUUAUUCAGAUAAUAUUUAUGAAGUCAGGAUAGCUGGUGCUUUAUGGUGGUACUAUGUCUCAAAAGGAAUUGAGUACUUGGACACAAUAUUUUUCAUCCUGAGGAAGAAAUUUAACCAAAUCAGUUUCCUUCAUGUCUAUCACCAUUUCACUAUGUUCACCUUGUGGUGGAUUGGUAUCAAGUGGGUUCCAGGAGGACAAGCUUUUUUUGGAGCCCAAAUCAAUUCUUUUAUUCAUGUUGUUAUGUACAUGUACUACGGAUUAGCUGCCUGUGGCCCUAAAUUUCAGAAAUAUCUGUGGUGGAAACGAUACUUGACCAUAUUACAAUUGAUUCAGUUCCACGUGACUCUUGGCCACACAGCCAUGUCUAUUUAUAUUGACUGUCCCUUCCCUAAAUGGAUGCACUGGGGUGUAAUGAUCUAUGCUGUCACCUUUAUUUUCUUGUUUGGUAACUUCUACUAUCGGACAUAUAAAAUGCCCAAGGAACCCAUUAAGAAUGGCAAAAUAGUGAAUGGUGCUGUUGCAAACGGUGUAAACAAACUAGAAAACAAUCUAGUGGUGGAAAAUGGAAAAAAGCAGAAAAAGGGAAAAGCAAAAGGAGAGUAACUUAUCCAGGCCUUAACCAUUGCUGGCAGUGGGGAACCUCCAGUUUGGUUUAAAAAGAAAAAGAUAAAAAAAAGAAACAUAAUGUACCAAUUAACCCUUAGGUUACCGAAGAGCUAGAACACAGAUAUUUUCAUUAUUUAUGAAGAUUGUUUUAACAAAAAUACUUCAAGUUAAAUUUCUGUUAUAAUUAUGUAAUUAUCAAGCAUUUGAUGAUCUCUGUGUAAACUUUUAGACCACGGAUGCUGGUGAAUGUAAGAAAGAAUUGCAGUAAAUAACAUGUUUUAGGAGUCCAAAGGUUAAUAUUACCAAUGAUCCAGAGAUUUGUUGAAGCCCACAUUUCUAUGUGGAAAAAGGCAGCUUUUGAAUAUUUCUGUUUCUGCCAGAAAUUUAUUAAAUUCCAAAUUAUGAUGUAUGUUUUUAUCUGAAAAUACAAGCUCUCAUUAUUAAUUAGAGAUAUCUCAAGACACAGUUAUGUUCACAGUUAUGAACAGAGUCUGUUGACUUAUCAGACUCCUUUUGUUUUGAUUUAGUGUCUGCUACAAUUUUUCUUCGAUUGUGGAAAUAUACCUACCUCUUAAUCUGUUGAAAAGAACAUUUAACAUUAAAUAACUUUAAUUUCUGAAAUAUGCAGUCUUCUAAUAUAAAUGUCAGUUAAUGCUAAUUGGAGAAAGAAAUUGCUUUCCUGAAAAAAUACAUUUUCACCUGUUUUGUAGAAUUAUCAUCUGUCUCUUUCAAUGCAAGCUUGGAAUGGUAUUUUGGAUGUGAUUCAAUGGGGAGAAAACUUUAAAAAAAUAUAUUUAUAUGAAACAAAGUACAUCUCAUAGCCUAAGAUAAUCCAUCUGAUGUAAGGUUAUUCUGCCUUGUCCCCCACCUGCAUUAAACCCAUGGUGCUAACUCUUAUAACACUCAAAAUGAUUGUAUGGUGUUAAGGUGAGGGGGAACAUACUUAGAACUUAAUCCUUCUUUUGCAAAUGCUACAUGCAUUCGAUGCCAGUCAUGUUUAAAUAGAAAACAGGCACACUUCAUCAGGAGAGAGAAUCUGCAGUUAAAGUAUGUCUUUACAGCAAAUACAUUGUGGGUAUAUUCUGGAAAUAUCUACCCAUAAGUUGGUCUUGCAUCUUAGUAUUUUGAUUAUUGUAGACUACACAUCUGGUAUUGUUUGCAGGCCACUGCCUAAUGCAAAUGAUAGAGGUAGAUGGGCUGGCAUUCCUCCAAUAUUGCUGGCUCUUGUCAGUCUAAGUUCUGGGGUUGCUCUGCCUAUCAUUCCUUAGUCAAAACAGUUAUAAGAAGACAAAGUCUUUUUAUAUAGCACUUCACAAAGAUUAAUUUUUCCUUCUGUAAGGAAAGCAUGGCAGUAUUUCUUAUUCCUUUUCUGUUUAGCUGGAUACUGAGGCAUGGAGAAUUGUCACUUGUUCCAGCUCACAAUGAAUAUGAUGCAGAACUGGGACUAGAACAUAGGUCUAUUAACUCCUAGUUCUCUGUAUAGACCCCAAGAGCUGUCCUGCUGGUUCCCAGAUACAUUUCUGACAUUUGUGGUUAAAAACAGGUGUAUCACUAGUCAGCUCUCUUACCAUUUUUAAAGUAAAGAAUUUAUAAGAAGUUCUGUCUGUAGAAGUUAAAAUAUCCAACACAAUUUAAAAUUUUCAACUGUUAUCCAUCCACCCUAUAAUAAACAAUAGGCAAACAAAACCAACACCUUUUCUGUUACUAUGUUUCUAUCCUUCCCCAUUUUACCGAAACCUCUCUCUGUAUCCAAAUAUCAAAUACCAAGAUAGGAAUGCAAGGAAGAGAACUUGAGGACAUAGCCUGUAGUACUGGAAAUAGGUUAAAUUGGAAGUCAGUUCUUCAGUAGUAAGCCCUCUUCCUGCCCCCAAGCAGAAUACAUGACAGCGUACUGGAUGGCUAGAGGAUUGAAGUUUUAUUGCACUGGAACUGCAUUAAUUAUCCUAUUAGCUUAGUCUUGAUGCUUUCCAAAAAAACUCUGGAUUUGUACAAUGUAUAUUUCUGUGUAACAAUAGUCAUAAAGCAUGUGGGAGGGGAAAGGGGUCGAGGUCUUUCUCAAACAAAUCUGCAUGUUUUCUCCCUACUUCUAGUAAACUAGCAUUUUGGCUUGGAUGUUUUUAUUUCCUUUCUUUUUAAGCCAAAUUAAAUAAAGUGAUGCAUACAUGUAACAUCUUCUGGCUCCUAAAGAGCCUUUUGCUA
This is a messenger RNA of Mauremys reevesii (Reeves's turtle), 3289 nucleotides long. RefSeq names its product ELOVL fatty acid elongase 4 (gene ELOVL4). Gene Ontology annotation, biological process: fatty acid elongation, polyunsaturated fatty acid; fatty acid elongation, monounsaturated fatty acid; very long-chain fatty acid biosynthetic process. The coding region runs from base 143 to 1087 and encodes 314 amino acids. Gene Ontology annotation, molecular function: fatty acid elongase activity. The record is from RefSeq and is a predicted model, not a curated record. Gene Ontology annotation, cellular component: endoplasmic reticulum membrane; endoplasmic reticulum. NCBI's taxonomy places the organism in Eukaryota, Metazoa, Chordata, Testudines, Geoemydidae. The transcript has 6 exons.